Molecule: messenger RNA, 834 nt
Organism: Encephalitozoon cuniculi GB-M1
Lineage: Eukaryota; Fungi; Microsporidia; Unikaryonidae
Exons: 1
Coding region: 1-834 (277 amino acids)
Source: RefSeq, marked provisional
AUGUUGUUACUUCUCGCCAUAACUGCUGUUGUUAGCGCCACGAUGGUCCAUCCUUCAGCUGUUGUUCCACAGCCCGCAGCACCUCUCCAUGUCGUUCCCCCACAGCAGCAAAUGGGCAUGGUUAACGGAUGCACCAGCAAGAAACUAGAGGGUGCAGAAAUAAUGAGAAGGAACAUGAUUGAGUGCCAGAAAAGAAGCUCGGAGGCAACAAAGGCGAUGAUUGAAAGGGCAAAUGAAAAGGCUGUAGAAUCAUUCAACAAGGAAGUUAGCAAAGGACCUAGCCAAAAGGAUGGAGGCCAGUGCAUAGAAAAAGCUGUACAAGGUACCGAUAGGUGUAUUCUCGCUGGAAUAAUCGAUAAGGCGGUGAACAAGCGCAAGUACAGAAUCUCAGAUGUGGAGAACAGCACCUCGCUCUACAGAGGAGACAAGCUAAUUGCCCUAAUUGUCAAUGUCGACUAUGGGCUGCAGCCGAUCACUAAGCCAAAGAAGAAGAAGUCCAAGAUAAUGGCGAAUCUCCCUCAGCCGAAGAGAGAGAUGUAUUUCAACCAAAUCGGUCAGCUUGUUGGAGCAAGAGGAACGUUCCCCCAGGAAAACAAGGAGGACUGCAAGCCUUGUGAGGGUCCCAAGAAGACUGUUGAAACUACUUCUGAGAAAUGUAAUCUUGGGUGCGAGCUUAAAGGAACAUCUGCUCUGAUAAGCAAGGCCAUACAGAAGAAGGAAGUCAAGGACACGAAGGAAGGGGAGAAAAGUGCAAGCCAGGACUCUGAUGGCGAGGGCACUGCUGAGGAUGCGGAAGUACAGCAACCUUCUGCGGACGGCGAGGGUCUAGAGUAA